AUGCAUCUUAUCGUGUAUUUUUUCAUUCAUAAACUUAUUGUACUCGUAAAUAAAAAACUUUUUCAGCCCCUUGACUUGUUUCAAACCUUUUUCUUUUGUUUGAAAGCUUUGAACUUUACUUUUGAAAAAAGGAAUAAGAAACUCACUGAUGCUCGCCUUGAAGAAGUGCCACGCGGUAAUAGUUAG
Caenorhabditis elegans is the source of this 186-nucleotide messenger RNA. RefSeq lists its product as uncharacterized. NCBI's taxonomy places the organism in Eukaryota, Metazoa, Nematoda, Chromadorea, Rhabditida, Rhabditidae. The transcript has a single exon. Bases 1 to 186 code for a protein of 61 amino acids. The record is from RefSeq and is marked reviewed.